This is a messenger RNA of Lentinula edodes (shiitake mushroom), 1011 nucleotides long. RefSeq lists its product as uncharacterized. Bases 1 to 1011 code for a protein of 336 amino acids. NCBI's taxonomy places the organism in Eukaryota, Fungi, Basidiomycota, Agaricomycetes, Agaricales, Omphalotaceae. The transcript has 3 exons. The record is from RefSeq and is a predicted model, not a curated record.
AUGCCGAAAUAUCCUAGCAGGUCUGCCUCGUUCAUCAUCACUUUUUUGGCUGCAACUUCGAACUUUGCUGUUGCCUUCCAAGUCUUGGCUGCAUGGCGUUCGCUCAAGUGGGAACAAGCUUCUGAGUGGGAGACAUCAAGUGACAAGUGGAAGUUCGACGGUCUUCAGGCUGUCUGGGGCCUUCUUUUAGCCUACUUCUCUGCGGCAUCCGUUGUUUCUGCUGUGGGUUUUGCUGGCGUAGUUAAGAGUAAACCCUCUUUGGUCAAGUUCUAUCGGGACUAUUCUAUCGCAGAUUUUUCCUUCUGCGCGUUCAUCACCCUCAUUAUCGGAUACAGUAUCUUUCAACCAACUCUUCCUUUAGGUGUCUGUGAAGGUCUUUCACAGCACCCUGAUCUCAUGCGGGAUAUGGCGGAAUUGGGGUUGAGCUCCGAGAAUUGUGAAAGAUGGUUUAAGAGGAGUAGUCUCGUCUUUUUGGCCGUCAUGCUUGUGAUCCUUGUCGCCAGGUUGCACUUUCUCCUGGCAGUUGGCAUCUAUCACUCCCACCUUUCUCGCCAUCAUUCUCAACGCACACCUGUAGCGAAUAGCACACAGCUGACCCACACUCGGUCUCCGUCCCGAAGUAGAUCGAUGCAGCGAGUACUCCUUUUACCCCAGAGUGUCCCCGGGAUCACCUCAUUCCCACUGUCAUCACAGUCGUCAAGCAACAUCGAACCUUCUCCGAAUGACAUUGAAGAGGUCGUGAUGUAUGCUCCUCUGCCCUUGCGUUCUCUGCCAGAAGAUAUGGCAAGAAAUCUCAGACAGAAUGCUAUAGAGACGUGGAUAACAUCGUCGAAGACUGAUGAAAAAGCUAGCCGGUCAAGUCACUCUCACAGACACCGUCAUCAUCAUUCUCGCGCUCACCACGAGUCUGUAUUGAAUGGCUCAGGCCAGAUCAGUUUACCUAUACAUCCCGAUGAGGGUUUGCUACCGUCCUACAGUUCGGGCUCGGUUUCAUCGUCAGCUAAGGUUUGA